Molecule: messenger RNA, 4184 nt
Organism: Nothobranchius furzeri (turquoise killifish)
Lineage: Eukaryota; Metazoa; Chordata; Actinopteri; Cyprinodontiformes; Nothobranchiidae
Molecular function (GO): protein dimerization activity
Source: RefSeq, a predicted model, not a curated record
CUUGCGUUCUCCGUCUCGUUUGACGUAUGUUUAAAAAAGUUGGCUCGACUCCGUACGUACUUGCGUGCCUGCCGGGGCCCUACGCAAGGACGGAUAAUGACGUUGCGUGUCUCCGCACUGACGCAGAAGGAGAAGCAUGAAUCAGCCUUUAGUCUUACCACGACCGAAAGGUCGUGUGAUGCAUUUCCUGUUUCUUUGGGGAGCAGAAAUCUUUAAAAUAGACUUAUGGUAGUUGGGGCAUGCACACUGGAUCCCCCUCUUACACAAAGAAUUUUUUGCGACUGAAGCACGCGCAGAAGACAAGAAGCUCUCCACAGUCCACCUCUGGCUAAGUGGCUGUGCUAAUGCUGGUGCAUUGUUGGGUUCCCCCUGCCUCAUUGGGGCCUGACACAGAUCAAGCCAGGAUUCAUACAGGUCAUGGGCAUUUUUAGCCCAUUUUGGAGGGAGCUGAGGCACCCCUAAAUUAAAUCAAUGCACCCCUAAAAUUUGAGAAUAUGAAACAUUUAUUUUUACCAUGUGUUUGAAAAAUAUAAAAAGCAUAUAGUGCUUGGUUGAAACAUUAUAUUUCAACCACAAAAAUGCAGCAAACCUCCCCCUCCUCAAAAGUGGUUUGAUCCUGCUCACCUUUGACCACAGUCACCAAUUCUUGUCAUGUGUCUUUGCCUAUGUAUGUGUGACAGUGUGUGUCCUGUCACAGUGUCCCGAUUGAUCAUGCACCCUGGCUACUUGGCCAAGGGGAUGUCCCUUUGGCUGACUGGUUAGAGCGUAUGACUCUCACCCGGGAGUCUGGGGAUCGAAUCCCGCCCGGGCCCUCGUUUAUCCACCUUGCCACAUGUGGCGUUGUUGGCAGGAUCCAUGCAGUACUGUCAAGUAGGUCCAUGGAUGUGAAGUUUGUGGCACCCUGCGCGGGAGCACGAGGACGUGCUUGUGGAAAGAGGGGGGAAGAUGUGACAGUGUGUGUCCUGUCACAGUGUCCCGAUUGAUCAUGCACCCUGGCUACUUGGCCAAGGGGAUGUCCCUUUGGCUGACUGGUUAGAGCGUAUGACUCUCACCCGGGAGUCUGGGGAUCGAAUCCCGCCCGGGCCCUCGUUUAUCCACCUUGCCACAUAUGUCUGAUCUCAGAAUUGUGUGUACUGAAACUCUAAUUUCCCUCUGGGAUUAAUAAAGCAUCUUUGAAUUAGAAUUUCCCAGAGUCAGGCUCUGAGCCUCUGUGUGCCACCUUCCUGAGUGGCUGAUGUGCUGUUGAAGCAGCCUUCUGGAGUUUUCUCCUAAGCAAAAUGCCUUUAAUUUUUUUUAAAUUUUGCUAGCAUGGCUGCCCUGUAGAGCUCUGUGCAAUAGGAAACUGAGUGUCGAUCAGAACUAAACAAUACCUUUAGACAACCGCUUACGUGCUUCAUAUUUAAAGAGCGGGUCAAGUGUGCCUCAGAGUCCUUCUCCACCCACGUAUCAAUUUUAAAAACUGCAACAUUAGUAGGCGUUGCCUGGCGGACCGAGAGGGUAGCGAGACAAUGCUAGCUCCCUUCACACUGAGCAUUUAUUAGAAGUGGAAGACGUUUCUCCCUCUCCUUACCCAGACACUCGAGAAGAAAGGAACCAAGUCUAUUUGGAGUAGACAAGCGGACCUGAGCCUCUUUGUUUUGAGCUUGUGAGUUGCCUGAAACUAGCGGAACCGACCCAACAGAACUAGCUCUGAAUGGUUAGUAGCCGUUAGCCAUAGCAUUAGAUUAGCUGCAGGGUUUGGCUCCACGGCCCUAGAGAGCUAGUAUUCAGCAUGUUUUAGAGAUUUAUCUGCUUCAACACACCUGGUUUUAAUCAGCAACAAAUAGCUGAGCUGCUUAACAGCUAAUCUAACCUGCUAAAGCAGGAAAACCACUGAAACUUGCUGGAUUGCAGCUCUCCAGGAGCCCUGGGCUCAAAUUACAAUCUGCUGCAUAGAAAGUUAUGAAACUACCCCAUGAGAAAAUUAUUCUGUAAUUUGUUCAGCCCACUAAAACUGCCCUGAUUUCAUUAUUUUUUCACUGAUACCAGCUGCUCUCUUGGUCGUAGGUGAUCCUCUGGUGUCUGCAGGUGGUCGUCUCUGCUGGUGUCGUCAGGAUCAGGAGCUUCCAGAAGAAUGUGCCUUUCAAUGACUCUUUCCCCCUUAUUUGUUAUAUUAAUUAAAUAUCUCAGUUUAUAUAUUUCCUGUUUUUGUUCAUGUCCAUAAAUACUUGAAAUUUACAUAAUACUUACUUGAAAUACUUUACUUGAAAUACAUAAAUACUUGAAAGAUGUGUCGUUCCAGUAGCUCUUUUGUUAGUCUUGACCAUCUUUUAGGCAUGCUGAACAACGAGUGACUUGGUGAAUCGUCUUUACGCAGGACUUAGGAGCCGUCUUGCGUCAACGGCGUUGCCAUCAACCAAUGAGCAUUAGGUUACACAGACAUGUGACAUAAAGUUGAGCUAAUGUGACAUUGAGAACUUUGUUGUCAAGGUUUUUGGAUAUUUUCCCAUCUACACUGUCCAAACUGAGGAGCUGAAAGACUUCUGUUCAUUUGUUGAUGUUGAACAUGCCACUCUCCUUGGGACCAGCAGAACCCAUUAGCUCUCACUGUGACCUGCAGUUGAGAGGGUUUCUGAAGCUUUAUCCAGCACUUCAGUCCUACUUCAGGUCUUAGGAAAAAGCACCUAAUUUAAUCAUCAAGUUCCUAGAAAACUAAGUGUGUGAGGCCUGGUUGUGGUUUACACACAUUACAACCAACUGUCACUGUUUAAUGACACCAUCAAAAAGAUGGAGAAAGAGAAGAGCACAGCUGACCACGCUGCACAGCACCUGUGUGAUCUACAGGAGAAACUUUUGGAGAGGAAGGCCGCCCUCUUCAUGGGAUUAAAGGUGAAGAGCAUUCUGGCUACCCAAGAUCGCCCUCAAGUGGAGGUGUUUAAGCAAAGCCUCCACACCUUCUAUGAAGGUUGCAUCUCAUAUCUGCAGGAGUGGAGCUCCUCAUUUACUGACAUGAAGUGCUUCUCUUGGACCCUGCUCGAAGAUCCACCAGGUUGGGAUGUGGUUGAGAGCUCCCUGAGGUGUGUCUCCUCAAAGCUGCCAAACAUUCACAUCAAUGAAACGGAGCUCUUUGACGAAGUUACUUCUGUCAAAACUUACACAUCUGACAAGAUUGGACUGUGGGACCGAGACAUUAAACCAGCAGAUGAGCGCUGGGCUGAAAUGUUUACACAUUUUAAGCAUCAGCAUGUCCCAUUUAAAAAUGUAGCCGUCAUCUGCCAGUUUGCCAUGUGCCUACCUGGCACAAACGCCUCUGUGGAACGCAUUUUUUCUCUCAUGAACAACACUUGGACCAGUGAGAGAAAUCGUUUGGGACUGGACACUCUGAAGGCACUGCUCAUUACUCGGGUGAACUUUGAUGACUGCUCUGAGUUUCAUGCCAGACUUGUUGACAACCACAGUCUGCUUAAAAAGAUUCACUCAAACAUGAAAUACUCUUAAAGAGUUACUGUGACAUUAAAGGGAACAAUAGGGCUGUUCAUUUAGUGCAAUAUUUUUGUUUCUAAAAAACUUGAAGUCAGUGAAAUACUUUUUUUGUUCACAAAAGGGCUACAUUUAAUAUUGCCCAAACAAAUGUGUUUAAAAAAAUACUGUAUUGUUUUGGAAAACGAUUGCACUAAAAAUAUUAGAAAAACUGUCCUUAUUUUGAAUAUAGAUCAAAUGUUUCUGUUCUUGCACAUUCUACAAUCAAAAGCUGUUAUAAAGGUCAGUUAAAUUCUUUGUUUAUCUUUUCACAAAAGGGCUACAUUUAAUAUUGCCCAAUGUGUUUCACAAAUACAGUAUUAUUUUGAAAAAGAAAAUAACAAAACAUUGCACUAAAAAAAAGAAUGUCCUUAUUUUUAAUAGGAUGUUCAAAUGUUGUUGCAUUUUGUACAAUAAAAAGCAGUUAUAAGUCACCAGCAAGGAUUUGUCAGUCUUUAAUUUUGUGUAAAACUUUGGUGUCCCAGUUUUCAGUUUUUUAAAUCUGGUCACCCUAGGCUGGGAUCAACUGACGACACCCGGUCGAACUAGCUACAACAAGCUAACCUGAAGCUAACCCAAAGCUAAGGCGGAGGUGGGAGCUAAGCUAACGGAGGUAGCAACCUAGCUACAACCGGAGUUAACUGUGCACAACACCAGAGCUUCUGAGUCAGAGCUACGCCGGGCUG